This is a messenger RNA of Gorilla gorilla gorilla (western lowland gorilla), 1889 nucleotides long. Its product is annotated as butyrophilin subfamily 3 member A3-like. Gene Ontology annotation, molecular function: protein binding. The transcript has a single exon. The record is from RefSeq and is a predicted model, not a curated record. Lineage: Eukaryota; Metazoa; Chordata; Mammalia; Primates; Hominidae. The coding region runs from base 172 to 852 and encodes 226 amino acids.
ACAUUGAUGAGAGAAUCACAUUCAGGGCAGGCUAGGGACACGGGGUUCUGGAAGGACCUCCUCAGCAUGGCCCAAGCCUUGCAUGCUGUGGCUCUUAAAUCCAGGAAAAAUGGCUGACCCCAUGGACACCUCCUCAAACUCUCUGCAGUGGAUGUGAUUCUGGAUCCAGACAUGGCAAACGCCAUCCUCCUUGUUUCUGAGGACCAGAGGAGUGUACAGUGUGCUGAGGAGCCCCAUGACCCACCAGACAACCCUGAGAGAUUUGAAUGGCAUUACUGUGUGCUUGGCUGUGAAAGCUUCAUGUCAGGGAGACACUACUGGGAGGUGGAAGUGGGGGACAGAAAAGAGUGGCAUAUAGGGGUGUGUAGUAAGAACGUGGAGAGGAAAAAAGUUUGGGUCAAAAUGACACCGGAGAAUGGAUACUGGACUAUGGGCCUGACUGAUGGGAAUAAGUAUCGGGCUCUCACUGAGCCCAGAACCAACCUGAAACUUCCUGAGCCCCCUAGGAAAGUGGGGGUCUUCCUGGACUAUGAGACUGGAGAUAUCUCGUUCUACAAUGCCACGGAUGGAUCUCAUAUCUACACAUUUCUGCACGCCUCUUCCUCUGAGCCUCUGUAUCCUGUAUUCAGAAUUUUGACCUUGGAGCCCACUGCCCUGACCAUUUGCCCAAUACCAAAAGUAGAGAGUUCCCCCGAUCCCGACCUAGUGCCUGAUCAUUCCCUGGAGAUACCAGUGACCCCUGGCUUAGCUAAUGAAAGUGGGGAGCCUCAGGCUGAAGUAACAUCUCUGCUUCUCCCUGCCCAGCCUGGAGCUAAGGGUCUCACCCUCCACAACAGCCAGUCAGAACCAUAAAGCUACAGGCACACACUGAAGCACUUUACUGAUAUUCAUUCGAUUAUUCCAUAGGACAGUUGUUUGAGUUUGGUGCCACCUUAUUGUCCCCUUUAUACAGAUAAGGAAACUGGGGUGUAGAAAAGUGUAUUGACUUUACAAAGCAGACAGGAAUAGUGAACAACAGAGCUGGGAUCUGAACAACAAUGACUAACAUUAAUGGAGAAUUUAAAAUGUUCUGAGUGCUGUGUUAUGAGCUUUGGUGGGUGUCACUCCUUUAAUCCUCACAACACCCUGUCAGGUAGUCUCAUUUGGCAAGUAUGGAAGCAGAGGCAGGGCAACAUUAAGUAGCUUACAUAACUCAUACGGUAAUUUGUGCAGUUGGGAGAUGUUCAGCUUCAGUGCCUGGCCAAGUGCCCGUUCUUUUCCAGCCUGAUUUUUCCCGCAUGGGAAGAACCCACAUGUAGCCCUGAGUUUCCCUUCCCAGGACAGCUCCAGGAUCGAGAUCAUUGUGAGUGGUUGUGGAGUUAAGACCCCUAUGGACUCCUUCCCAGCUGGUUAUCAGAGCCUUAGACCCAACACUCCUUGGAUUGGCUCUGCAGAGUGUCUUGGUUGAGAGAAUAACGUUGCAGUUCCCACUGGGGCAUGUGACUUUGAAAGAGACUAGAGGCCACACUCAGUUAAUAAUGGGGAACAGAUGUGUUCCCACCCAACAAAUGUGAUAAGUGAUCGUGCAGCCAGAGCCAGCUUUCCUACAGUCAAGGUUUCCAGGCAGAGCAAAUACCCUAGAGAUUCUCUAUAAUAUAGGUAAUUUGGAUGAAGGAAGCUAGAAGAAUUACAGGGAUGUUUUUAAUCCCACUAUGGUCUCAGUAUCCUGGAAAAGGAUCUGUCCACUCCUGGUCAUUGGUGGAUGUUAAACCCAUAUUCCUUUCAACUGCUGCCUGCUAGGGAAAACUGCUCCUCAUUAUCAUCAUUAUUAUUGCUCACCACUGUAUCCCCUCUACUUGGCAAGUGGUUGUCAAGUUCUAGUUGUUCAAUAAAUGUGUUAAUAAUGCUUA